UGGCCGCCGUGUUUCCUGCGGGUUUACUCUUUAUGUCUGUCAAUAAAACCCGCUUUUAUUAUUUUACUGAGAUAUUAAAGUCGGUCAUGUGGUGCCUUCAGGAGCUCAACCUGCUGUAGAAAAUCAGACCCAGGGGAACCCGGGCCUCAUCCGGUUCCGCCUGAUGUUCUGGACCGGGACCGUCCUACACAUUGGACCCCAGGUUCGGGUUGUUCCGGGCUGGAUGUCUGGUUUUAUUUCAGUCCAAGUCAUGUGACCCGAGGUCAAGCUUCAGCUGCUGGGUUAUUAAUAACCCUGCAGCUGAUUGGCCGCCGGGCCGGGCCAGAACCUUGUAGGGUGACUGGGUCUCAUUCUCAGUUCCGGUUCGGGACGCAGCGGCAGGUAAACCUGGAUGUUCUGUUUCUAUCGGAGCCUCUGGAUCUCAGAUCCCGCUUUAGAGGUGGAUCGGAAUUAAAACCAGAGGGGAAACGUUCAGCUCACCUGGAGUCACCUGUUGGUGCCUCGUGCGCCCUGCCAGGCGCUCCUGAUGGCGCUCUCCCAGGUCACGCCCUCCCUGUUCCUGAGUGGGGCCGACGCUCCCCUGAACGGCGCUCUGAUGUCACAGAAAGGCAUCACGCUGAUAGUGAACGCCACGCUAAGCCACGCCCUCCCCGCCCACCCGGGCGUGGAGUGUCUGCGCGUCCCCGUCUGCGACCUGCCCUGCGAACGCCUCGGCCUGCACUUCGACCGCGUGGCCGAGCGUAUCCAUGGCAACCGCGCCGGAGGCACGCUGGUGCAUUGCGUCGCGGGGAGGAGCCGCUCGCCGGCGCUGGUCAUGGCGUACCUGAUGAGGUUCCGCGGCGCCACGCUGCGCCAGGCUCACCACCGCGUCCUGGAGAGCCGGCCCUGCAUCCGCAUCAACGCCGGGUUCUGGGAGCAGCUGCUGCAGUACGAGAGGAGGCUGUACGGCCGCAACACGGUCCGGGUGGAACCCGAGGGGCCAAGCCGGGCCGCUCCGCGGAGCAGCCAGUUGACCUCUGUACCCAGAUCUCCUGUGAUGUCACGCUCUCAGGUGAUGAUGUCACGCUCUCAGGUGAUGAUGUCACGCUCUCAGGUGAUGAUGUCACCACAUAAAUUAAUAAGAGAAUCUACAGUGUCAUCAAAGAGCAACAGAACAAUUUACAAACCGCUGUGAGUGGGCGGAGCUACAUUACCUGGACAGGUGUGGAGCAGCUGUUCACCUGGCCAGCAGCCUGGACCACCAGAACCAGUCUGGGGACAGGAAGUGAGUCUGUUCUGUUUUGCUGCUGAUCAAUAAAUGAUUUCCACCA
Xiphophorus hellerii (green swordtail) is the source of this 1310-nucleotide messenger RNA. RefSeq names its product dual specificity protein phosphatase 18. Gene Ontology annotation, biological process: protein dephosphorylation. Gene Ontology annotation, cellular component: cytoplasm. The record is from RefSeq and is a predicted model, not a curated record. Gene Ontology annotation, molecular function: MAP kinase tyrosine/serine/threonine phosphatase activity. NCBI's taxonomy places the organism in Eukaryota, Metazoa, Chordata, Actinopteri, Cyprinodontiformes, Poeciliidae. Bases 527 to 1174 code for a protein of 215 amino acids. The transcript has 2 exons.